Messenger RNA from Erigeron canadensis, 1142 nucleotides. RefSeq lists its product as uncharacterized. The coding region runs from base 86 to 1048 and encodes 320 amino acids. The transcript is spliced from 2 exons. NCBI's taxonomy places the organism in Eukaryota, Viridiplantae, Streptophyta, Magnoliopsida, Asterales, Asteraceae. The record is from RefSeq and is a predicted model, not a curated record.
CUCUUUUCAAUUCACACCUCACAAAUUUUCAAAUCUUUUAUCACUUCAGUUCCCCCAAUUCGUAUGGUCAUUUUAUUAACUCACCAUGAAAUUCCUUCACUCCCCUUCAUCAACUUCUUCUUCUUCAACACCCGAACCCCGUCUCAAUUCCGCCACCAACGGCUGUUUCCCGACCCUCUUACGUCGCCUUCUCGGCUUCAACACCUUUCAAACUCUCCCUUUUGACCAUCAUAUUAAAGAAUUCAGUUCAAGUAAUGAGUUUGAGGAUAAGGGCAAUCCUGGAAUUGUGGCUAAACUUAUGGGGUUGGAUUCGAUGCCAACUGAAUUGGGGUUUAAGAAAAAGGGUAGGAAUGUUCAUAAAGCACCGAGCUUUAUUGAGCUCGAAAACGAUAAGUUUAUCAUUCUUAGCUUUGAAGGGGGUGGAAAAGAUAAGGAACUGGGGUUGUUAAAUUGUUCAAAAACCCGAAAGAGUUUGAUUGAAAUUAAGGAGAAAUCAAGAAAUCAAGAAAAGCCCAUUUGUCAAAGUAUAGUGAAUGAUGGUGAAGUUAUGAAUUCGUUUAAAUUGCUCGAUAAAAAGUGUGUUAAAAGUGAAAAAUCAGUGAAGAAAAUGGUUGAGAAAGAUGAGUUGGAGUGUGAUUCUGAAAAUUCAAGUCCUGUUUCUGUUCUUGAAUUUCAAGAUUAUCAACAUGGUUCACAUUCGGUAACAGAAGACUCAAUUUUGAAGAAUUUGAAUUCAAGAAGGAAAUUGGGAGCAGAUCUUGACAAAAAUGCACCACCUUCUCCAACAAUUGGCUACAAUUUAGUGGAUUAUGGCAUCGAAUCAAGUAGAAAUGGUCAACGAUAUGUUUUACCAAAGACUAGUGGUUUCAGGAUUGGGGAUUUUAAGGAAUUGUGGGAGGAAAUUUGCAUAAUGGCGGAAAGAGAUAUGAUGGAUUCGAGUAGACUGGAAAGAGAAAGAUGGAAAGGUGAAGAUCUUGAAGAGAUUGGUGUGAGUCUUGAGUUGGAAAUUCUUGAUCAGUUGAUACUUGAGUUAUCCACCAUCACAUGAAAACAAUUUUGGUUUGCAAUACUACUUAGUUUUUAUUGUUUUCGUUACAAAUACAUGUGAAAUCGCAUAUGAAACUGAGUAAACAUCUAACAGA